Messenger RNA from Aspergillus novofumigatus IBT 16806, 2805 nucleotides. RefSeq names its product putative DUF221 domain protein. The record is from RefSeq and is a predicted model, not a curated record. Gene Ontology annotation, molecular function: calcium-activated cation channel activity. Gene Ontology annotation, cellular component: plasma membrane. Lineage: Eukaryota; Fungi; Ascomycota; Eurotiomycetes; Eurotiales; Aspergillaceae. Bases 1 to 2805 code for a protein of 934 amino acids. The transcript has 5 exons.
AUGGACCACUUCGCUCUGCGACAGCGUGACGACACGUCGGGCGCUGAGCAGUUUCUCAAGCUUAUCCAAGACCCUUUCAAAUCGGCUUUCCAAAUCAAUGCCGUGUGGGCUUCGCUAGGCGCCUCCGCCGGCAUCUCCAUCCUCCUCGCUCUCCUCUUCUCCCUCUUUCGUCCUCGUCACACCCUUGUAUAUGCGCCCAAAGUCAAACAUGCGGAUCGCAGACAUACGCCGCCCCCAGUGGGCAAGGGCUUCUUCGCCUGGAUGAGACCCGUUCUGCGCACGCGAGAGCCCGAGCUGGUGGAAUGCAUCGGCCUCGAUGCGACCGUCUUCCUGCGCUUCACCAAGAUGUGCCGCAAUAUCUUCAUCAUUUUGAGUAUCAUCGGAUGCGGCGUGAUGAUUCCGGUUAAUCUCACCCAGAGUAACGGUUCUGGCAUCUCAUCGUUGUCGGCGUUUGCGACCAUGACCCCGCUUUAUGUCACAACGGAGGCAAUUUGGAGUCAAGUCAUUUGUGCCUGGGCCUUCGACAUCAUCAUUGCCUACUUUCUUUGGAGGAAUUACAAGGCUGUAACAGCCUUGCGAAGAAAGUAUUUCCAGAGCUCGGAUUAUCAGCGCAGUCUGCAUGCUCGAACCUUGAUGAUUACGGAUAUUCCCAACGAGGCACGUUCGGACGAAGCGCUUAUGCGGCUUGUCGAUGAGUUCAACCCCACAGCUGCUCUCCCCCGGGCCUCCAUCGGCCGAAAUGUCAAGGAUCUUCCCGUGUUGAUCAAGGAGCAUGAGGAAACCGUGCGCCAACUGGAGUCCGUUCUGGCGAAAUAUUUCAAGCGACCCGACCAGCUACCUGCCAAGCGACCGACGAUGCGUCCGUCCAAGAAGCAAAGAGGCAAUCAUCCGGAUUGCAAGGUGGACGCCAUUGAUUACCUCACCGACCGCAUCCAGCGUCUGGAGGAAGAGAUCCGUCACGUUCGUGCGUCCAUCGACAAGCGCAACGCCAUGCCGUUCGGUUUUGUCAGCUGGGAUAUGAUUGAGCAUGCACAUGCCGUCGCCUAUACCGCGCGAAAGAAACACCCCAAGGGAACCACGAUCCGGCUGGCACCUCGCCCGAACGAUCUCAUUUGGGAGAAUUUGCCGUUAUCCAAGCAGGCACGAAAGUGGAAACGGUUCAUGAACUUCAUCUGGACUACGUUGUUGACCGUUGUAUGGAUUGCUCCUAACGCCAUGAUCGCCAUCUUCUUGUCCAACUUGUCCAAUCUGGGUCUGGUCUGGCCUGCUUUUCAGACGUCGCUCAAUGCGAACCCGGAAGUCUGGGCCGCGGUCCAGGGUAUCCUCUCACCGGCGAUCACCUCCCUGGUUUACCUCCUUCUACCGAUCAUCUUCCGUCGUUUGUCCAUCAAGGCGGGUGACGUAACCAAAACCUCGCGAGAACGCCACGUCCUGAGUCAUUUGUACUCGUUCUUCGUCUUCAACAACCUCAUCGUCUUCUCGCUCUUCUCUGCCGCGUGGACAUUUGUAGCCGCCGUCAUCGACGCGAAGGAUCACGACGAGGACGCCUGGCAAGCGAUUAAGGAUGGCGCUUUCUACCAAAAGGUCAUGAGCGCCUUGUGCCAAGUGUCUCCCUUCUGGGUGACCUGGCUGCUGCAGCGCAAUCUCGGAGCGGCCAUCGACCUCGUGCAGCUGGUGACUCUGUUCUGGGUUUGGUUCGCCAAGACCUUUCUUGCGCCCACGCCCCGGCAGGCCAUUGAAUGGACCGCGCCCCCGCCGUUUGAUUAUGCGAGCUACUACAAUUACUUUCUCUUCUAUUCGACCGUUGCGUUGUGUUUCGCGACGCUGCAGCCCAUCGUACUUCCCGUCACUGCGUUGUAUUUCGGAUUGGAUGCGAUGUUGAAGAAGUAUCUGUUGCUCUAUGUGUUCGUGACCAAGACGGAAUCGGGCGGCCAGUUCUGGCGCGCCCUGUUCAAUCGGCUGGUCUUUGCGACCAUCCUCUCCAAUGUAAUCAUUGCGCUGGUGGCCAAAACCAAGGGUACCUGGACCAUGGUCUACUGUGUGGUUCCUCUGCCAUUCCUGAUGCUCGCAUUCAAGUUCUACUGCAUGAAGACAUUCGACGACGAGAUCAAAUACUACAACCGAGCGAACCUGACCGAUGCGGAGGCGUUUGCUGUCGACAAGUCGGGCAAGAAAGGGUCUGACCGGCUCAGCUCCAAGUUCGGCCAUCCCGCCCUGUGCAAGCCUCUGAUCACCCCGAUGGUGCACGCCAAGGCUGCCGAAGCACUCAAACAAAUCUAUCGCGGCCGACUCGGCUCCUCGGACGUCCAAGGAGAUUACUCGGACAUUGCAAUGAAUCCCAUGUCGACAACUCAACCGGGCAAGGCCAUGGACGCCGGCGCAUCGGCACCCUUCGAGGUUGUUCCCGAAAAUCAUCUCGACUUCUCCUACUUCAAAGAUCGUCCAGACUUCCGUGACGAGUUUGGCGGGGAUCUGAUGACCGAACGGUCCCAUACGCCGCGAAGCCACCUGGCCGAAUGGUCACCGAGCACAUCGCGGGCCUCAUCGCCUACGCCGUCGCUGCCGUCGCUCUCUGGCCUGAAAAUGCCCGAAGGCUACGACCCAAUCGCGAACGAUAUCCACCCUGCCUUCCGCCCCCGCUGUCGCGUGAGGAGAUCUCAGCAGCUUCUAGGCCAGGCCCAGGUGCCAGGCACGAGUGAGAUCACACCUGCUCCCCUGAGCCGAUGGCGGACUGGAGGAUACGGGCCUGUUGAUCAGGACGAUCCCAACUUCACCUCGUAUGAGCACUACCGUCCUGCGCGGUAG